GGAUCUACCGGAUCGCUCACGGGAGGAAGGUGGUGCGCCGAGUGGCUUCUCUGCUCUUCCAAGAGCCGAAGCAGCAGCUGGUGGAUGAAGAAGAUACCAAUAAGAGCACUCCAGACAACUGAGAAUAACCAACAACUUUGAAAAUGAAAGCAAAUUGAGCCUUCAGAAAAGCAUACAUUUCUUCUCUUUCCCCAGCUGGUGAGAGACAAAGGGGAGAAAAUCAAGAAGAGAUUUCAAACUGGAAAAAAUAGAGUAUGCAAAACUCAACAAUAGAUUACAUGAAAAAGUCAAAGGAGAUUAUUUUUUCCAUUCAGAAAAAAGGGAAAUAUCUAGAAGUGAGUGAGGAGGAAAAAGACAAUUGGAUAACCACAAAAGGUAGACAUUAAUGCAGGCCUUGCCCUAUGAGGAAGAAAACAGUAUCUUGAAUCAAAGCUCCAAGCAACAAAGGACCACAUGUAUUUUUGACCUCUUCAAGAACAUCCGUGCUGGAAAAGCUCAAGAGAUGUGUCUAUUGUGGGAAAAGCACACAUAGCAAAUCACAGAUUAUCCAUAUCAGGAUCCACACUGGAGGAAAGCCAUAAAAAUUAUUCAAAUGUGGAAAAAGAUUUAGUUAGAUCAGUUCCCUUGUGUUUCAUGAAAGGACCCAUACAGGAGAGAAGCCCUAUAGCUGCUCCCAAUGCAAUAAACCCUUUUGCAAGCAUGGCAACUUGGUGAUACAUGAGAGCACUCACAGGAGGACAAACCCCUUUGAAUGUGCUGAUUGUGGGAAAACUUUCAGUCAGAAUUCCAACCUGGUGGUGCACUAGAGGAUGCACACAGGAAAGAAAUCAUAUAACUGUCCUGAUUGUGGGAAAGGUUUCAUUGCAAAUUCCCACCUGGUAAUACACCAGAGGACUCACACAGGAGAGAAACCCUUUGAAUGUUCUGAUUGUGGGAAAAGUUUCAGUCAAAGGUCCAGCUUGGUGGUACACCAGAGGACUCACACAGGGCAAAAAUCCUUUGAAUGUCCUGAUUGUGGGAAAAGUUUCAGUCAAAGGUCCAGCUUGGUGGUACACCAGAGGACUCACAAAGGAGAGAAACCCUUUCAAUGUUCUGAUUGUGGCAAACGUUUCAAUUGGAAUUCCAAUUUGGUAGUACACCAGAGGACUCACACAGGAGAGAAACCCUUUGAAUGUCCCGAUUGUGGGAAAAGUUUCAGUCAGAAUUAUGACCUGGUGAACCAUCAGAGGACUCACACAGGAGAAAAACCCUUUGAAUGUCCUGUUUGUGGGAAAAGUUUCAGUUUGAAUUCAAAUUUGGUUAAACACCAGACGACUCACACAGGAGAGAAACCCUUUGAAUGUCCUGAUUGUGGGAAAAGUUUCAGUUGGUUCUGCAGCCUGGUAGUACACCAGAGGAUUCACACAGGGGAGAAACCAUUUGAAUGUCCUGCUUGUAGCAAAAGUUUCAAUCAGAAUUCUGAGCUGGUGAAACACCAGAGGAUUCAUACAGGGGAGAAACCAUUUGAAUGUCCUGAUUGUGGGAAAUGUUUCAGUCAGAAUUCAAGCCUGGUGAUUCAUCAGAGGACUCACACAGGAGAAAAACCCUUUGAAUGUUCUGAUUGUGGCAAAUGUUUCACUUUGAAUUCCCAUUUGGUUAAACACCAGAGGACUCACACAGGAGAGAAACCAUUUGAAUGUCCUGAUUGUGGCAAAUGUUUCAGUCAGAAUUCAAGCCUGGUGAUUCAUCAGAGGACUCACUCAGGAGAGAAACCCUUUGAAUGUUCUGAUUGUGGAAAACGUUUCAGUUGGAAUUCCAAUUUGGUUAAACACCAGAGGACUCACACAGGAGAGAAACCCUUUGAAUGUCCUGUUUGUGGGAAAUGUUUCAGUCAGAAUUCAAGCCUGGUGAUUCAUCAGAGGACUCAUACAGGAGAGAAACCCUUUGAAUGUUCUGAUUGUGGAAAACGUUUCAGUUUGAAUUCCCAUUUGGUUAAACACCUGAGGACUCACACAGGAGAGAAACCCUUUGAAUGUCCUGAUUGUGGGAAAAGUUUCAGUGAAAGGUCCAGCUUGGUGGUACACCAGAGGACUCACACAGGAGAGAAACCCUUUGAAUGUCCCGAUUGUGGGAAAAGUUUCAGUCAGAAUUCUGAGCUAGUGAAACACCAGAGGACUCACACAGGAGAGAAACCUUUUGAAUGUCCUGAUUGUGGGAAAAGUUUCAGUCAGAAUUCCAACCUGGUGAAACAUGAAAGGAGUCACACAGGAGAGAAACCCUUUGAAUGUCUUGAUUGUGGGAAAAGUUUCAGUCAAAGGUCCAGCUUGGUGGUACACCAGAGGACUCACACAGGAGAGAAACCCUUUGAAUGUUCUGAUUGUGGCAAAUGUUUUAGUUGGAAUUCCCAUUUGGUUAAACACCAGAGGACUCACACAGGAGAGAAACCCUUUGAAUGUCUUGAUUGUGGGAAAAGUUUCAGUCAAAGGUCCAGCUUGAUGGUACACCAGAGGACUCACACAGGAGAGAAACCCUUUGAAUGUUCUGAUUGUGGCAAAUGUUUUAGUUUGAAUUCUCAUUUGGUUAAACACCAGAGGACUCACACAGGAUAGAAACUUCUUGAAACAUGGUGUCAGAAGUGGGAUUGAAAAGCCCUGAUAAGCCAUCAUUACAAGUAUAUAUCUACAUAUGACAGAAACCGAAAAUACCUCACAGGAGCAGCUGAAGGCAACUGCUGGAGAUGCAUGAAAUGCAUCUCAAACUAAUCCUGCCAACACAGAAGACAUAACCACUGUAACAAAUGUCUUAAUUGUGGCAGAGGUUUCAGUGAGAAUUCCAAUCUGGC
Molecule: messenger RNA, 2821 nt
Organism: Pantherophis guttatus
Lineage: Eukaryota; Metazoa; Chordata; Lepidosauria; Squamata; Colubridae
Source: RefSeq, a predicted model, not a curated record